Hordeum vulgare subsp. vulgare (domesticated barley) is the source of this 1533-nucleotide messenger RNA. Its product is annotated as bifunctional nitrilase/nitrile hydratase NIT4-like. The coding region runs from base 324 to 1349 and encodes 341 amino acids. Gene Ontology annotation, biological process: detoxification of nitrogen compound. NCBI's taxonomy places the organism in Eukaryota, Viridiplantae, Streptophyta, Magnoliopsida, Poales, Poaceae. The record is from RefSeq and is a predicted model, not a curated record. The transcript has 5 exons. Gene Ontology annotation, molecular function: nitrilase activity; nitrile hydratase activity.
CUCCUCCUGUCCUCCAGUCCUCUCUCUCUUCCUCGUUGGCUCUGCCUUUAAAGAUCGCCACCAAACUCCCCAUGGGCUGGUGCUCCCCAUCCACUCCCGGGCAGCUGCUAUCAACCGUCGCCCUCUUUGCCUUCGGCGCGGGGCUCCUCACCUACGGCGCUCACCUCUCCUACGUCCACAUCGAGCCCCAGCGCGCGCGCACCCUCGCCCGCGAUCAGUUCGUCCGCGACUACCUACGCAGGAAGCACGACAAGUAGCACGCGCCCCCCACGGCAUCUCCUCUCCUAGUCCGCUCGAUUCCUCGCCCUUCCUGCUCGGCGGCGAUGGCUUUGCCCCCCGCGAGCGUCGAGCCGGUGAUCGCAGAGGUGGAGAUGAACGCCGGCGCCGAUCAGGGUGCCACCACCGUGCGGGCAACUGUUGUGCAGGCCUCCAGCGUGUUCUACGACACCCCUGCAACGCUCGAUAAAGCAGAGAAAUUGAUAGCGGAGGCAGCUGGGUAUGGUUCACAGUUGGUUCUUUUUCCAGAGGUCUUUGUUGGUGGCUACCCUCAUGGGUCUACCUUUGGACUGACUAUUGGCAGUCGAUCUGCCAAGGGAAAAGAAGACUUUCGGAAGUAUCAUGCUGCUGCCAUAGAUGUGCCUGGCCCAGAGGUUAGCCGCUUAGCUGCAUUGGCUGGAAAAUACAAGGUCUUCUUGGUGAUAGGGGUUGUUGAAAGGGCAGGCUACACACUGUACAAUACAGUGCUCUCCUUUGAUUCUCUGGGAAAGUAUCUAGGAAAGCACCGCAAGCUCAUGCCUACCGCACUGGAACGGGUAUUCUGGGGGUUUGGAGAUGGAUCUACCAUACCUGUUUAUGAUACUCCACUUGGAAAGAUUGGUGCCGUCAUCUGCUGGGAGAACAGAAUGCCACUUAUCAGGGCAGCGAUGUAUGCCAAAGGUGUUGAAAUAUACUGUGCUCCCACUGCUGAUGCGCUGCCAAGUUGGCAAUCUUCCAUGACACAUAUUGCGCUUGAAGGGGGAUGCUUUGUUCUGACAGCAAACCAGUUCUGCCUCAGAAAAGACUUUCCUCCCCCACCUGAGUACACCUUUGGUGGCCAUGAGGAGGAGCCAUCCCCAGAAACCGCUGUUUGUCCUGGAGGGAGCUCCAUCAUUUCGCCAUCUGGGACAGUGCUGGCAGGUCCCAACUAUGAAGGCGAGGCCCUCCUCACAGCUGACCUGGACCUUGGAGAAAUUGUUCGAGCCAAGUUUGAUUUCGACGUCGUGGGACACUACGCCCGACCUGAGGUGCUGAGCUUGACCGUGAAGACUGAACCGAAACAUGCCGUGUCUUUCACUUCUACUGUCGGAUAAGAUUCGAGGCGCAAAGAUGAUUUUAUUUUCAAGACCUGAUGUCCAGUAAUCCUCAAUAGUCAUGUAUAACAAAGUUGUCAUCCAGUGUACAUUACAGCAAUAAUUGUGUCUUUAUAUUUUUGUAAAGAUUCGGAGAAGAUGCUUGUUAGCAUAAACAAUUAAGUCAUGCACAUGUCCUAUUUUA